This is a messenger RNA of Mesorhabditis belari, 708 nucleotides long. NCBI's taxonomy places the organism in Eukaryota, Metazoa, Nematoda, Chromadorea, Rhabditida, Rhabditidae. The record is from the annotation of a GenBank genome assembly.
AUGACAUCGGCGGAUCGUUUUCUUUUCAAAAGAGAUUACGAGAAAUUCAAACUCCGCGUCACUUUCGUCAAUCUCGUCCUUCUAGUAGUGAAUUUGGUGCUACCGUCGAGACAACUCGAUUUGUUAUGUCAUUUUCUGAUGGUUUGGUAUUACUGCACACUGACGAUCAGGGAAAGCAUUUUGCGGUUGAAUGGAUCACAAAUGCACGGCUGGUGGGUGGCGCAUCAUUAUUUCGCGACGGUGAUCAGCGGCGUCGCGAUCACGUGGUCCGAUGAUCGAUUUUAUCAGGCUUUUCGACUGCAAUUCCUGCUCUUCGCUUUGUACAUCUCGUUGUGUCAGCAAAUGCAAUACAAGUAUCAGAGUGGAUGUCUUCGGCGAUUGCAUGCGCUUGGCCACGGGGAUACCAUGGAUUUGACGCUAGAAGGUUUCGAAGGAUGGAUGUUUCGCGGUCUCACCUUUUUACUUCCGUUUUUACUAUUCGCUUAUCUAUUGGAACUUUUUCACUCUUACACUUUGUAUCAAAUGUGGUUGAGUGGGGAAACGAGUUGGCAUGUGCCAGUGCUUGGAAUUCUAUUUUUCAUCGUUGGCAAUGGCAAUUUGUUUAUGGUGGCUUUCACUGCAAUCGCCAAAAUUCGUGAGGAUCCAAAGAGACGAAAGCAAUCUCUUCGAAUCAAAUACCAAGAUAUUAGUGGAAUCGAGAAAUUACAA